CACCUACAUGACACCUACCGAGUCUGGUUGCCAUAUGAUGUUUCCUUCGUGAAAUGUAAAUAUUUUUUUUUUGAUUACGUCACCAUAUUUUUGCCUCUAUUGACGUCAUCGAUGACGUCAUAAGUCACAUGACCAAAGUUUUGCACCUCCCUUGACACAUACAUGACACCUGCCAAGUUUGGUCGUCAUACGAUGCUUUUAAGGGACGGAAGGAGGGACAUCGCGUCACAAAAUCUCGAGUCGAUGAUGGGAUACCAAUAUUUGUUACCAUAUUUGUUUUGUAUACCACUUUUUCUUAGGCCCUGGCCAAACGAGGACACAUGUUGUCGGAAACAUUGAGGAAACAUGUUUCCUAAAUGUUUCCGCGGGUGGCCAAACGGACAAGAAACAUCGGGAAACAUGUUUCCUCUGCAGCGCCACGCGCACUGUCCACGUCAAUUACAGAGCUCCGUAAAUAUCGAAAAGGCAGACCCGUAGAUUAACUUUGAUCAAUUCUAAGUUGAAAAUAAUGUUCUGUAUACACAAGGCAAUCACGCGAGCUUCUUGGGAGUAGUUUUCUACGGCAACAACGAUAAAAAAAUUUGAUUGAAAAUAAAAUUCAAAAACAGCGCGCGCUCAUUUGAAAUGACGCUAUUCCUUAGCGCGCGCGUGAAAAUAAAGAAACAUGAAAAACAUUUUUGCUUAAAAUUUGCUCCAUUCUUUAUUUCUUAUCUGUCAAGUUACCAGAGAAAAUUGAAAAUUUAAUUGUCUUUGCACUAUUAUAUUGUUUAAGACAUUAUUCCGAACUUAAUAAUAUCUCUUGUUUGUUGGAUAUGUCCCAUAAACAUUUCCUAUAUUCGUAAGACACAAUCAAACGCUCUAUUUCGUCUGUCCAGAGCCUUUCCUAUUUCUUUGGUCUUUUCUGCACAACAACGACAUCUUCGUGCGCCAUUUUGAUUUGGUACACCGCGAGUGUUGCCAGGCAACGAGCGUAGCAAAUGUUGCCUUGCGUGGCCAAUGAGGAUACAUUCGGGAAACAAUGUUUCCACGCGCUUGGAAACAUGAAAUGUUUCUCCCUCGCUGUGGAAACAUUUUUUGUGUCCUGGACACAAAAUUUGUGUCGCGCAACAAUGUUUUCGUGGUGGCCAAACUGGGAAACAUUGAGGAAAAAUGCGCGCGGACAACAUGUUUCCGGCAACAUAUGUCCUCGUUUGGCCAGGGCCUUAGGUAUGGGGCUCCGCUUUAAGAUAUUUAGGAUAUCUGAGGUUCCGUCUUUCUUCGCAAAAAAUAUUGGCCUUUAAACAAAAAUUGAUAUUCUUCUAAAAAAAUAUUUUGCCCGGCCUGCUAUCUUUGGUAAUCCAACAUAAUGGAACUCAUGGUAAUCGAACAUUUUAUCAAAUAAAAUCGAAACUUUAAAUCAAUUGGAAGUUCCGAUCAUGAUUUGAGUGUAUUUUUUGAAAUAUAUAUUUUAUUUAACGAGCGCAAUUGAACAAUUGAAUAUUCGAUUGGUUUUUUGAGUUCGAUUGAGCUCGGAAAAUUUUUGUUUCGAUUAUGUACGAUUGUCGAACCUAGCAAUCGCGAAUCAAUAGUACGAAUAGUUCGGUCGGCAUUUUGUUGGGAUUUUUUUUUUUAUCAGACAGGGAUUCUGUGGGAUCUUAUCAGAAAUCCCGGUGAUUCUGGUUAUAUUUUGUAAAUGAUCCAUCCCAAUUUCCGGAAAAGGCGGUAUUGCUUGAGAGGUGGUCUACUUUGACCAGAAAUUCCGGAAAUCGCGUACCCCGUGGCUCCAAGCGGUCAAUAUGACAGACAAUAUGACGGACAAUAUGACGGACAAUAUGGCGGACCAAGGACCAUACUGGUUGUGCGGGCAAUGUCUGACUUUUAGUUUGAAAUCGUGAUUAAAACAAUCUCAAAUUACAGUGAAUACCCACGACCUAGUGGGUACAGGAGCAAAUGAUGCACGUUACCCCGGAAAAAUAGGGACCUCUUUUCGGAAUUUCCUAACUGGUAAACAUCCCCCGUGUCCUAAUGCAACUCCGGUGCAUUAUGGGAAUCAUGAGCCCAUGGUCCAAGGUGACAGCGUGAUCGUUACCGGUAUGUCUCCAGGCAUCACUGUACACUGGUAAAACAGGUUUCUGCGGGUGGCGUAAAUGUUCCUCUUCUCGCGAACAGAUAUUCUCAUCUCGUCGAGAUAGAGUCCCUACGCGUGUGAUACUUAAGACAGGGGUUAUUAACCCCAUUACAGAGCAUUUCACGAGAAUGACAGCAUCGGAAAAUCAAUCUGAUGGUAAUAACCAGUCAAAGGUUGAAGACACAGAUGCUCGAGGGGAAAAAAUUGACGAAGAAACUGGAAGCGAUAGUUCGGACAAAAAGUCAAACUUAAGAAGCAAACUAGCGGGAGAAUUUCGUAUUGACACUAAGCUGCUAUCUUAUAAGGCUUUCUACUUUUUAUUUUUCGGUGGAUUUGGUUCUUCGUUUCCUUAUAUGUCGUUGUACUUUCGACAAAUUGGACUUAACGCCAGCCUUGUGGGGCUAUUAGCUGGGAUUCGACCUCUAAUACAGUUUGCAAGUGCUCCUUUCUGGUCGGUGAUAUCCGAUAAGUUCAAGGCGCGGAAAGCAGUGCUUCUUUUUUCAAUUGUUGCUUGGAUUGUUAUGACUUUGGCUCUCUUGCUUCCACAGCCAAGAAAUACGGUCUGUAGGGAGGUUAAGCUUCCCAUUGCAGCCGGCGGGCGUGGCAGGUCUGAUAUUCCUGAGCCUGAAUUAGAAACUGAAUACUUUCAAGAUGAGCCUAAACUAGUAAAAAGUAACAAUGGACAGUUUGAAAUAGUUAGCAAAACGGGUAACAGAUGGAGAGUUACAAGGACAGUGAACACGUCAAAAGACGCGGGAUUUCUUGGUGGAAACGACACUAAAUCUCGGCAUUUCGAGUUGAUCCGUGAUCCUCACGAGAUACACAAAGUCUUUAUGUGGCUUAUGAUCCUUGUGGUCGGAGGCGAAUUUCUUGAGGCCCCGACUUUCAUACUUGCAGACACGGCACUGCUGCAAAAGCUUCAGGAAAAAAGGAAACACUACGGGAAAACGAGGUUGUUUGGCUCACUUGGUUAUGCGACGGCUUCUUUCAUCGUUGGCGCAGUCCUUGAAACAACUCGCUUCCAAUACUGCGGAGAAACGCACAACGAUUAUAAAUAUCUGUUCUACAUUUUUGCGGGAGUGAUGCUGCUCGCGCUCUUAUUUGCAGCAGUUCUUUUCGAAUUUACCUACGAGGACGAUGGAAAUGAUGGAAAAGUGGACGAAUGCGCCGUGUGGAAAAUCCUUCUUCAACCAAAGUACGCUUUUUUCAUGACAAUUGCCUGGUUUUUGGGCUUCAGUAAUGGACUUAUUUUUAACUUUUUAAACUGGUAUCUAGAAGAUUUGGGAGCUAGUAAACUUCUCAUGGGCUCAGCGACGACAAUGCGGGCCGCGGGCCUACUAAUUGCGUUUUUCGUAAACUCUUACCUAACUGAUAGACUUGGUCACAUUUGCGUGUCGUUUCUCUCUAUACUGAGCUACUUUUCCCUGUUUGUAUGGCUAGCCGUGAUGCGUAACCCGUGGCUUGCUUUCCCUUUGGAAUUCCUUGAGGGUCUGACGUAUGGUACGUCUUGGUCUACCUGUGUUACGUACAUGGCGGAUGCCACGCCUAUGAGUGGGGCUGCCACUAUGCAAGGUAUUCUUCAGGGCGUGUACUGGGGACUAGGAGGAGGACUGGGAGCUAUUCUAGGAGGAGUAGUCAUUGACGAAUAUGGCGCCGUCCCAUCAUUCUACGCGGGCGGAGUGCUGUCGUUUGCAUUGCUAAUUGCAAUGUCUGUAAUUCAUGUCUGCAUGGAGAAGAAACGGAAAGACGUCAAACGAGAGUGGACUCCAAUUCCAUUCGAGGAAGAAAAAUAAUGCUGCUCGUAGCCAAUCCACACGCCUGAACCAUACGCUAAUAAACCAAACUUUAAAAGCGACUGCCUCUUUCCAAGCUUCUCUCCAGCUUUGCUUUUUAAUACUUCUCUUUCUCGCUUUUAAGCUCUGUUUUAAAACUUAAUGGCUUGUCUUUUGUAAACUGACACUUCUAUAACUCUAUAUAUCUCAAUUACUACAAAACUUCUUCUAGGGCCUAAAGGCUACAACUCGAGUCGUGUAAAUCAGCCUACGACUCUGCUACUCAACUACAAGAAUCUUAGGGGUCGUUCACACUAACACGGAUUCAAAAGUAUCCGGAUUUGUUUCGCCGAAAACGCAUCACUUGAUUCGCGUCCACACUAUCGUUUUCGCAUCGUGUUCGCCUGGAUCCAGCCGUCCACUCUAACAACACGGAUUCAAACGUUUGGAAACGCUGAAAGGUACAGGGUGACGUCAUUUUUAUGAUAUGCGCAUGCUCAAAGCAGCGCUCGCCUGCGAUAUGACGUUAUCGUUUUCAUUUUGAUACGGAUUCGACCGUCCACACUACGGACAAAAUUAUACGGAUUCAUUUUGAUUCACUUUCGACGGCGUUUUCAAAAGUAUCCGGAUUCGCUGGAUCCGACCUCCGUGCUAGUGUGGACGGAAGGCCUAAACGUAUCAAAAAGUAUGCGGUUUCAAACGAAUCCGUGUUAGUGUGGACGCCCCCUUUAUUCAGUGCGAAAGUGUGUAAUUCAGGGCUUAGCCAUGUCGUAGGCAUGUCGCAUACGUUUAUUUCGUACUGUCUUAAUCAGCCUUAAUACAUUCGCUUACUUCUAUCGCCUGUGGAGCUAUAUUUGGCCCCAAGCGACCUCAAAGUACGCCGGGUCUUCAAGCAGGCUGCAAGACCUAUGAUGCAAUCUCCCUCAAGAAUCUGUAUGAACUGCGGCGUUUUACUUGAUAAUUUUAUAGGGGAAUUGCGCUAAUAGAUCAAGUGACUUUUUGGAUGGCAAACUAGCUCGCGUUCAGGCUUUUAGCGGCAAAAUUAUUCAGCGCUUAGGAAAAAAGCCAGAAUUUCCCUUUCCAUUCGUCGUUCUCUGAUGUGACGGGCGCAGUCAUUUCUUUGACUUUGAUUAUUUUGGUUUGAAUUUGCCACCCAAAAAGUCACGAGAUCUCUUAGCGCAAGUCCCCUAUUGUAUAAUAAAACAUAGUUUAACACAAAAGUCUCACUCUCUUUACUCUUGUACUCAAGAUGAAUUGUUUGAGUUUCAUAGUUUAUUUUUCACAAAAAUAAAUGAUGACUGGAGUA
This is a messenger RNA of Nematostella vectensis (starlet sea anemone), 5185 nucleotides long. RefSeq names its product major facilitator superfamily domain-containing protein 6. The record is from RefSeq and is a predicted model, not a curated record. The transcript is spliced from 2 exons. Gene Ontology annotation, molecular function: transmembrane transporter activity. Lineage: Eukaryota; Metazoa; Cnidaria; Anthozoa; Actiniaria; Edwardsiidae. The coding region runs from base 2236 to 3900 and encodes 554 amino acids. Gene Ontology annotation, cellular component: membrane.